Molecule: messenger RNA, 2573 nt
Organism: Drosophila navojoa
Lineage: Eukaryota; Metazoa; Arthropoda; Insecta; Diptera; Drosophilidae
Gene: bib
Product: MIP channel family protein big brain
Biological process (GO): water transport; transmembrane transport
Cellular component (GO): plasma membrane
Molecular function (GO): water channel activity
Source: RefSeq, a predicted model, not a curated record
AAUCAUCUGAAACGGUUGAAAAACGUUCAAAAACUUCGACUCGCCGCUUGUCGUUGCAAUUGAAAUCAAUUGAGUGCAAUUUGCGAGUGCAAAGUUUUCUGGUGCAAAAUGUUUGCCUAAGACAGUUUCGUUCCAUUCAUUUGUCGCGUGUGUUUGCGCGUAAUCAAAACUAAAAGCAAAACAAAACAAAACAAGACAGAAAACGGAAAACGGAGUCAGUUCCAUCAACUCUAAUCGAAAAGAUAAACAAAGCUCACUCACACACACACACGCGCCAUGGCUGACGAGAGCCUACACACAAUGCCGCUGGAGCACAAUAUAGACUAUCAUAUAGUCACAUUGUUUGAGCGCUUGGAGGCGAUGCGCAAAGAUUCGCACGGCAACACCAUCAACAAUCGGCUCUCGAGCACCCUGCAGGUGCCCAAGCGGAGCAUGCAGGCCGAGAUACGCACCCUGGAGUUCUGGAGAUCCAUCAUCAGCGAGUGCCUCGCCUCGUUCCUCUACGUGUUCAUCGUAUGCGGCGCUGCGGCGGGCGCCGGUGUGGGUGCCAGUGUUUCAUCCGUGCUCCUGGCCACGGCGCUCGCCUCCGGCUUGGCGAUGGCAACAUUAACACAGUGCUUUUUGCAUAUAUCGGGCGCUCACAUCAAUCCCGCCGUAACUUUGGCCUGCUGCGUUAUCCGCAGCAUCUCCCCCAUACGUGCCGCGAUGUACAUGACCGCCCAAUGCGGCGGAGGCAUUGCGGGUGCCGCUCUGCUCUAUGGUGUCACCGUGCCGGGGUAUCAGGGCAAUCUGCAGGCGGCAAUCUCUCACAGCGCCGCAUUGGCCGCCUGGGAACGUUUCGGUGUUGAGUUCAUACUCACCUUUGUCGUGGUGCUCUGCUAUUUCGUCUCCACGGAUGCCAUUAAGAAGUUCAUGGGCAAUUCGGCGUUUGCCAUCGGUGCGGCAUACAGCGCCUGUUGCUUUGUGUCGAUGCCCUAUCUGAAUCCGGCGCGCUCCUUGGGUCCGUCGUUUGUGCUGAACAAAUGGGACAACCAUUGGGUGUAUUGGUUUGGUCCGCUCGUCGGCGGCAUGGCGUCCGGCCUGGUGUAUGAGCAUAUAUUCAGCUCGCGUCGCAGCGUGCGUCAUGCCAAGGGCAGCAUUGACAACGACUCCAGCUCCAUACACUCCGAGGAUGAGCUAAACUACGACAUGGACAUGGAGAAGCCCAACAAGUAUCAGCAGUCGCAGGGCACCUAUCCACGCGGCCAGACGAAUGGGGCGGGUGCCACCGCUGCUCAGCAUGCCGCUGCCACUUUGCCGCCCAUGGGCGUGGUCGGCGCUGGAGCCGGCAACUACUGCCAGAAUCUGUACACCGCGCCGCCGCUCUCCUCCAAGUACGAUCAGCAGCAGCAGCAGCAGGAGCCGCUCUACGGCGGCACUCGCUCGCUCUACUGCCGCUCGCCCACGCUGACGCGCAGCAACUUGAAUCGCUCGCAGUCGGUGUACGCGAAGAGCAACACGGCCAUCAAUCGUGACAUUGUGCCGCGUCCCGGACCACUGGUGCCAGCGCAGAGUCUCUAUCCCAUGCGCACUCAACAGCAGCAGCAGCAGCAGCAACAGCAGCAACAUCACCAGCAGGCCGUCUCGACAACCCAAUCGUCGCAUCUGCAGAAUCAGAACGUGCAGAAUCAGAUGCAGCAGCGCACCGAGAGUAUCUAUGCCAUGCGCGGCUCCAUGCGCGGACAGCAGCAACCAUUGCAGCAGCAGCAACAGCAGCAGCAGCAGCAACAGGCGCCAGUUGGCAUGCAGCAGCAAUUGCAGCCACCGCAGCAGCACAUGUCGGACCCACAGGCGCAACCACAGGGCUUCCAGCCGGUCUACGGAUCACGCAACAAUCCCACACCCCUGGACGGCAAUCACAAGUUUGAACGUCGGGAUCAACAGCAGCAGCAGCAGCAGCAACUCUAUGGCAUGACCGGUCCGCGCAAUCGCGGCCAGUCGGCGCAGUCCGAUGACAGCUCGUAUGGCUCGUAUCAUGGCUCGGCAGUCACGCCGCCAGCGCGUCAUCCCAGCGUGGAGCCCUCGCCGCCGCCCCCGCCCAUGCUGAUGUACGCCCCACCGCCGCAGCCCAAUGCGGCGCAUCCACAGCCCAUACGAACGCAGUCGGAGCGCAAGGUGAGCGCACCCGUCGUUGUCUCCCAGUCGUCUGCCUGUGCUGUCACCUAUACCACAUCCCAGAUGCCCCCAACGAUCACGACCACAACAGCACAACAACAGCAACAGCAGCAACAGCAGCAGCAGCAGCAGCAACAAAUGAUGAUGCAACAGCAGCAGCAGCAGCAGCAACAGCAGCAGCAGCAAGCACAUCAGCAACAUUAUGGCAUGUUGCCGUUGCGACCGAACUGAAAGCGGCUAUCGUGGGGCCCCGUUACGACGCCGCCGCCAACGAUACACGCCGCCCUCGCAAUUCAUCCCACGGGCACCAUGACCCUGCACAGCUGCAGCCUGGCCAAGCAGAGCAGCUUGUUUUAGCUCCCAGAGAAGAGUAAAUCGGGCAUCCAAAGGAAAUGUACGCAAAGUCCUAGAAUUUAGUU